Messenger RNA from Metarhizium brunneum ARSEF 3297, 1377 nucleotides. It is a transcript of the gene TRM5, whose product is annotated as tRNA (guanine(37)-N1)-methyltransferase. Gene Ontology annotation, cellular component: cytoplasm; mitochondrial matrix. Gene Ontology annotation, biological process: mitochondrial tRNA methylation; tRNA N1-guanine methylation. Gene Ontology annotation, molecular function: tRNA (guanine(37)-N1)-methyltransferase activity. Lineage: Eukaryota; Fungi; Ascomycota; Sordariomycetes; Hypocreales; Clavicipitaceae. The record is from RefSeq and is a predicted model, not a curated record.
AUGAACCUUUUCAAACCCCCUGCCGCGGCUCGAGCUGCCAAAACGCUCGACAGGGCUCUGUUCUCACGCACGCUACCCACUGUAGCGGCGAGCGUGCGCGAGAACAAGCUCAUCUCCAAGUACAGGAUGGAGUUGGGGAAGACAAGGGAGGUGCUGCUGGUGGAAAAGUUUGACCCGAUUGCCGCGGAUCCGGACGAGGCGUUAGCGGCCCAGGGGAAGAAGUGCCUUAUUUUGAGGCCGGAUUUGAAAAUCUCAGCCCCUGAAGCGUGGAGUCCCGUGUUGCAGGAAGCGACCAAGAUUGGGGAUCUGAAGAUUGUCCCAUUUGAUGUGACGAUUGAUUAUAAGCUGUGGUCAUAUGUUGACGUUAUGAAAUCGAUAAUACCGGAGGAGCUUCAGGACGAGAUCCCCGCGAGUUUUAACACCGCAGGGCACGUGGCGCACCUGAACAUGAGAGAGCGAUAUCAGCCCUAUAAACACGUCAUUGGCCAGGUCAUUCUCGAUAAGAAUCCUGUUAUCCGGACAGUUAUCAACAAGACUGACGAUGUCGGCACCCAGAAUGAAUUCCGAACCUUCAGCUACGAGGUGCUGGCUGGUCCUGAUGACAUGCUGGUGGAGGUUAGUGAGGCCGGAUGCGUCUUCAGCUUUGACUACUCCAAAGUAUACUGGAACUCGAAGCUGAGCGGGGAACAUGAACGGAUCUGUGCCAUGUUCAAGCCUGGGGAGGUGGUUGCCGAUGUGAUGGCUGGUAUCGGACCUUUUGCCGCGCCCGCGGGGAAGAAGGGUGUUUUUGUCUGGGCAAAUGAUAAGAACCCGGAGAGUUACAAGUAUCUCACUGAUAUUGUCAAGAGGAACAAGGUGACCGAGUUUGUCAAACCCUUCAACGAAGACGGCCACGACUUCAUCAAACGAGCCGCAGACCUCGUGCUGGAAGCCUCUCAGCGCGGAGACUGCGCCGUCCUCAAACCCGUCAAAGUGUCUCGCAGCGUACCACCUGGGGAGCGGCCCGAGCCAGUUCGCGUCCCCGUGCCUCCUACCAUUGCCCACUAUGUCAUGAACUUGCCUGCUUCCGCUCUCGAGUUCCUCCAUAACUUCAAAGGCUUGUACCACGGGCAGGAAAUGCUGUUUACGCCACACACGGACACGAAGCUGCCCUUGAUCCAUGCGCAUUGCUUUGCCGUCAAGGCGGACGAUGCGACCCCUCUCGAUGAUAUAUGCCAACGCAUCCACAGCGAAAUUGGUGUCCAGCUGAAGCCGGGUAGUGCGGAAGUGGAAGGAGAAGUAGCUAUUCACGAGGUUCGGGAUGUCGCCCCCGCAAAGAGGAUGUUUUGCGCAAGUUUCCGUCUGCCUCCCGAGGUGGCUUUCUCCCCGCGGGCUUGA